Nematostella vectensis (starlet sea anemone) is the source of this 1300-nucleotide messenger RNA. RefSeq lists its product as uncharacterized. Bases 182 to 1057 code for a protein of 291 amino acids. NCBI's taxonomy places the organism in Eukaryota, Metazoa, Cnidaria, Anthozoa, Actiniaria, Edwardsiidae. The record is from RefSeq and is a predicted model, not a curated record. The transcript has 14 exons.
CAAGCGAGACCAAGCCAGCCGCGUGUGCUUGCACUGUGGAAACAAAGAACAAAAAGAAGAAAAUGGCGAAUAUUACAUAGAUAUACCAUCAAACAUAUACGAAUAUUUGGUUCACGGUUUUAUAAACUCCAUGUUUAGUACACUGAAGCCGGUACUCAAGUGAUAUUUGGCUUACCCCAUAAUGCAACUGGCUAGCAUCGUGUUCCUAGGAUGUCUGUGGCAAGCCGUAGAAGGAGUUGAGGUGUACAGCGCAGGGCCUGACGGGAAGCCAAAAUGGCAGGAAGAUAAGAGUGGAUGGAGGGAUAAAUCAAUUGUGCCGAGACCAUCUAAGGAAUCUAUAGAAUCGUACACAAGAUCGCGUAUUCCUGUUCCAGCGCCUCAGCUUGUCAAGCAUAUCUAUGUAAAGAUGCCGCUGACCGACGGCUCAGACAAGAGAUCCGCGGUACCACAUAAAUCUUCCAAAAAGAACAUCAUAGAAAAAAUAUUUUUCACUCUGCCUAUCGGAGGACAAUUUCCAAUCUACUUCUCUUCGAGGGUACCACGCGGUAAAGGACACAAGAAGAGUCAAAUAUUAACUCCAGAACGUAGGUUUCCAAAAAGACCUUAUCUAUGGAGACGGCCAUUUUAUCGUCAGCCUUUUAAAUACGGAAGAGCAUGGCUCAGGCGACGAACCUACACACCUCAGCAACAAGUACCCUUACGAAGAGAUCAAAUAAUGAGCUCCAAUAGGAUGGCUGAGGGUUAUUCGCCAAACCCAUUAAGAUAUGCUCCAGUGUACGGACGAGUAGCGCGACCAUACUAUGGCUACAGGAACAUUAUCAGCAGAGGUCCUCUACAAUAUAAACCGUACAACAACAGACAACUAAGAAGUCUCAAAAGAUCUAUACGCACAAAGCAGAGAAAAAAAACUAAGAGUCCAGAUAACUCUCCAUCAAGAAAAGCAGUAAUUAUAAAAGCCCCUGACGCAUAUAGGUCUGGCUUACCUCAAGGUGAAAGUUUUGAAGACAUAAUGGGUAAACUGAGGCCGCGAAAGAAAUCUGAAGUUUUAGUAGCUUGAUUUGAAAUGCAAUGGCAUAUAAUGGCUUGUUAGGACAUGAAAAAGAAGGAAACAUGGGAUAAUUAGACAUCACAGAGGUCCUAAUUAUUCUUUUGAAAGUACACUGGUAAUUCUCUUGCAUGUAGUUUUUUACUUGUAGUAUUAUAUGAAAAUAUGAAUAACUCGCACAUUUGGAGAAUAGUUGUAGAUUUGUAUUAGUUAUAUGACGAAAGUAAUUUGUAAUAAAAUGUUUUGGUAAAGUUA